This is a messenger RNA of Ostrea edulis (European flat oyster), 2579 nucleotides long. Its product is annotated as receptor-transporting protein 3-like. The transcript has 3 exons. The coding region runs from base 449 to 1297 and encodes 282 amino acids. Gene Ontology annotation, biological process: protein targeting to membrane; protein insertion into membrane. The record is from RefSeq and is a predicted model, not a curated record. Gene Ontology annotation, molecular function: olfactory receptor binding. NCBI's taxonomy places the organism in Eukaryota, Metazoa, Mollusca, Bivalvia, Ostreida, Ostreidae.
UUGAAACUCAGGCAUCAGAAAUCGUUGUGUCGGAAAGGUAACAAGACAUAGCUGCAUAUAGUACACUUGACAGUCGCCAAACUACAGCAUAUACGGACUUCAAUACUUUAUUUUCUUCAGAAAAGAACUAUUAAUGUGUUGAUCAAUGCAUCGGAAGAUUACCAAAGGAAUAGAAUCUGUCUGAGGUAGAAUUUAGAGAGCCAUUUUCUGGCUGUCGCCUGGAGGACUGUCGUAGCGGUACACAUAACGUUAUUUGGUCAUUCGUCGUGUCCAGGGGCCAUCAAUACGAGAUUCUAUCUCUUCCCAAUCGUUGGACCACAGUACACAGGACCCAGUGAUUCAACUGAGGACAUUAAAUUAGGGGGAUUUGUAUGUCUCAUUGAUUUAAAUCUUCAAACUCAGGACCUCUCGUUAAACGAUUCCGCUGGAUUCGCUUAUUUCUCCCACCAUGCUGUAUCUAACACAGCCUUCAGUGAACCCAGGGCUUGGCAGCACCGGGGUGAGUCCAGUGGUGAGCCCGGGGGUCAGUCCCGUCAGCACCAUAGCGCCAAUGACCCUCAAUCCAUGUACUACCUCCUUGGCCCUGCCCCCUACAGGAGGAACCUCUACAGUCACAUUUCCCACCGUGCCCCAGGGGACAACGAUAACCCCCGGGUCAAUCAUGCACCUUAUAAAUUAUGGAGACAAGGAUUUAGGGCUCCUCCUUUCACAAAGAAUGGAACUGGUAUGGCAUGGGGAAUUCGACAGACUUUUUGGACAGUAUUACCCCCAUGUCUGGCAACUCGUCCCCACCUUCUGUCCGCCUAACGACAGAUGGAGAACAUUCAAAGACAGUGCCAAAGUCCGAUUCUCGUGCCAGGAAUGCGGUCACGGUUGGACGUCAAUGAAGGGGCGCGUCAUCUUCUGGUUUCAGCUGAACUAUGGUAGCAACAUGGGCUAUGUUAUGUUUAAGUUGUAUGGACAACAGUGUCAGAGAUGUAAGAACGGCAAAUACGAGCACGCCAUGUGGUACCCAGAAGAGGUCAUCAAGGUUAGUAUACAGGGGCGUAAGGGUUGUAGGGUCAAGGCAAUCCAAUGGAAUGCAGAGUUAGACAGAGACAGUAUAAAUCAUUAUCUUAGCCCCAUCCUCACUCUUUAUUGGUUUUGGAGAUCGUGUAAAACGAGUUUACGACGCACUUCAACAAAGAUACAUUACAGAUGUGCGAAUAAGGUAUUGGAGUUCCGUUUUCGUUCAGAAAUAGUUUACUUUGUUGUAGGUGUGUCACAAACAAACAGUUCAGGUGGUUCCCCUUUCUGAUUUAACGUCUGCGUUUUAUAUAAAAUGUUGCAGUGCUCUGCUGGAUAAAAAAGAAACAUCAGCAUUGUUUUGUAUGUUACAGGUACUUGGAAACGUGUACAACAGAGUAGGACAAAUUUAUUAUGGAUUUGUCCGUCCACCUCUUCGAAUUGAUCGCCGUGCAGGGAAACCACGAAACCAACACAAUUCUGAGCUGUGCCAAGCGUGCAAAGAGGGUCUAUGUCGAGAAGAGUGGACAUUCACGUGACCUAAAUUAACCAGUUAGGCAGACAUAAGGGCCCUGCUUUGGCAGGAAAAUUAUAAACGAAACAUAACUAAAAUUUUUGUUAGUUUAUAUAUUUUGUGAAUAUAAUUAUUUGUUUUUGUGUUAAAAUCUCAACAUGUUUGGCGCCAUAGGCGAUGUGAAUCCAUGCAUUUUGUUUUGCAAUCACUUUAUUUGAUAUGUGUGUCUCAAAGUAUCGCCGAAACAUCGACUGGCUAUACACAAAACGUGCUUCUCGGCGUGUUUGGUUACAUAUUCUAUGCAAGGUUGUUAGUAUUAAUUAUUUCUACCAAUUAAUACUUGUAGGUAGAUUCGAAAUACAGCAUUUGAAUUCCGUUUGCGAUUUAUACUAUAAAGUAUAUUUUAUCUGAUUUCUUGUAUUUCAGUGCAAGAUCACUUAAAUUUAUAAUGUAAUGAUUACAUGAAUGCAUUGGUUUUUAUGUCUUUGCUCUGUGUAUUAUGUGUUCCCAGUAUAUUUUAUCUAUGUAUUUAUGAAUUUGUGUAUAAUGCGAGAUCUUUUCAAAGCUAAUUGCCCAUAUGUGUAGGUUGUUUCUGCCUAGCAGCUUUCCGUUUGUCUUACUUGUUUUGGUGAAAGUUUUCCCCUCUUUUUUCGAUCAUGAUUAAAAUCACAAUUGUCAUUGAUAAAUCAAAAUGCUUUCAGUAGAUUGGUAGUAUUCUCCGUUUUCAUCUUAGGUAUUAGGUUUUCACAUUAACAUGAUAAUGCCUCUGGUCUUAUCUUCAUUUUCAUAUAUAUUUUUUUAAAUUAUAUUUCACGAUUUAUUUGUCUCAGUACAAACUAUUGUACUUUUACAUUAUCAAAUUAUGUCUAUAAGGGCUAAAUUAUAAUGAUUAUGAUGUCCCAUGGGAGAAGGUAAUUCUCCGAAUAGACCACGUGAUAUGACCAAACGUGAUGAUGCCGAAGUAGUAUUUAUUCAUUCAUCUUCCACAAAUUAUAUCAAACCUGUCAUAAUAUAUACUGUAUUUUUAUUUUGAAAAUAUUUUGAAUAAAAUUUAAAUUUU